Molecule: messenger RNA, 5413 nt
Organism: Cavia porcellus (domestic guinea pig)
Lineage: Eukaryota; Metazoa; Chordata; Mammalia; Rodentia; Caviidae
Gene: Rfwd3
Product: ring finger and WD repeat domain 3
Exons: 13
Coding region: 94-2931 (945 amino acids)
Biological process (GO): interstrand cross-link repair; protein ubiquitination
Cellular component (GO): nucleus
Molecular function (GO): protein binding; ubiquitin-protein transferase activity
Source: RefSeq, a predicted model, not a curated record
CCGAGCUUGCGGUUUGGGCGGGCAGCUGGAGCUGUUUAGGAAAAGAUGGUUGGCCUCUGGGCCCUCGGAGUUGUGCCGAAGUAAAGUCCGCAGAUGCCACCGGUUCGGAAAUUCCGGCGCUUGCCCGCACCUUCAGUGAUGGCUCACGAAGCACUGGGCUAUGAUCCUCUGGUGCAUUCGGAUGUUGAUACUGCAGAUCCUGUUGCUGAGUUGAUUGCCAGCCAGGGGAAUCUGCCUGUGCUCCAGCCUGCUCCUACUGAGGUGGCUGCAAGCCAGGGGACACCACUCCUGCUCCAGUCCCCUCCUAUGGAAGUGGCUAGAUGCCAAGGGACACCACGCCUGCUCCAGUCUGCUCCUAUGGAAGUAACUUCAAGCCAGGGGACACCACUCCUGCUCCAGUCCGCUCCCAUGGAAGUGGCUGGAAGCCAAGGGAUGCCAAACCUGCUGCCGUCCACUCCUAUGGAGGUGGCUGGAAGCCAGGGGGCGCCACACCUGCUCCAGUCCACUCCCAUGGAAGUGGCUGGAAGCCAGGGGACGCCACUCCUGCUCCAGUCUGCUCCUGUGGAAGUGGCUGCAAACCAGGGGAUGCCACUCCUGCUCCAGCCUGCUCCUGUGGAAGUGGCUGGAAGCCAGGGGAUGCCACUUCUGCUCCAGCCUGCUCUGGUUCAAGUGGUCAGCAGCCAAAGAGGCCUAACACUUCUCCAACCUGUUCCCACUCAAGUGGCCAACAGCCAGGGAAGACCACUCCUUCUCCAGUCUCCUCCUCCUCCUCCUUUUCUUCCUCUUCAUCCUCAAGCGGCCAGCAGCCAAGAGGGAUCUCUUGUGCUCCCACCUGCUCCACAAGUGCCCAUUGACCUGACAGAGGAAGUAGAACAGUCAGGAGAGAAUGUAGAGAACAAUCCAGAAAGUUUAGGGGAGCCUAGGCAGGGAUCUGGUGCUCACCAUGCUGUCCAGCCACCUUCACUAGAAUCAGUGAACAGCUUCAUCAGUGGGCUACAGAGGCUGCAUGGCAUGCUGGAAUUCCUGAGGCCCCCUCCGCCUUCAGACCACAGCGCAGGACCAUUGAGAGCAAGGAGAAGGGGGCGCACUUCACGUCGGGCGAGAGCUGGGACUUCCCAGAGGGCAGACCGUGCCAGGUCAAGAGCACCAUUGGAUGCCUACUUCCAAGUGAGCAGGUCCCAGCCUCAGCUGACAGCCAGCUCUUACGAUCCAGAGAUUAGAAAUCCAGUGUCUGAAGAUGUGCAGGGAUCAGGUAGCUCUGAUUCUGACAGUGACAACUCUGCAGAGUAUGAAGGAGUUGUUCCACCAGAGGAACCUGGAGCUGUCCCCACAGAAGAACAACAAAGUGUCUCAGCAGAGCAAGCAGUUACACAGAUGAGCCAGGAUGAGGCCGCCACCAAAGAGCAGUCUCCCCGGAAGUCCAGCACCCCUCUGCCAACUGCUUCCAUGGAUGAAGAAGAGGAAGGGGACAUUUGUACCAUAUGUUUCGAACAUUGGACCAGUGCUGGGGACCACCGGCUGUCAGCAUUACGCUGUGGUCACCUCUUUGGAUACCGAUGCAUUUCUAAGUGGCUCAGAGGACAAGCACGAAAAUGUCCACAGUGCAACAAGAAGGCCAAGCACAGUGACAUUGUUGUCCUUUAUGCCCGAACCCUAAGAGCAUUGGACACUAGUGAACAGGAGCAGGUGAAAAGCGCCUUAGCAAAGGAGCAGAUGCUGAGGAAGCAGGCCGAGUUAGAGUCCGCACAGUGCCGGCUCCAGCUUCAGGUCCUCAGUGAUGAAUGCAAUAGACUUCGCACUCAUGUCCAGGACUUGCAAAAACUUACACAAGAACGGGAUCAGGUUUCCAGGCAAUGCAGAGGCUCUGGAGCUCCUCUUCUAAACGGCCUGCCUGCCAGCCAGAGCCAGCAUAAGUACCAUUUGCACAAGGCCCUGCCCAUAUCUCAUACAGGAAACUGCCGCACCAUGGCGCACUGUGGCGCCCUGAGCUGCCUGGUGGUCUCACAGCCUUCUCCUCAGGCCACCUUCCUCCCAGGCUUUGGUGUGAAGAUGCUAAGCACCGCCAACAUGAAGAGCAGUCAGUACAUUCCAAUGCACAGCAAACAGAUCCGUGGCCUGGCCUUCAGCACUCAGUCCAAAAACUUGCUGCUCUCAGCCUCCCUUGACUGCACUGUUAAACUGACCAGCCUGGAGACAAAUACUGUGGUCCAGACCUACAAUACUGGACGACCUGUGUGGAGCUGUUGCUGGUGUCUGGAUGAGAACAACUACAUCUAUGCUGGACUGGCCAACGGGUCGAUUUUGGUCUAUGACCUUCGAAACACAAGCUGUCACGUGCAAGACCUCACCCCUCAAAAAGCCCGAUGUCCCCUGGUAUCCCUGUCAUACAUUCCCAGAGCUGCCUCGGCUGCAUUUCCAUAUGGUGGAGUGCUGGCUGGAACUCUGGAGCAUGCUUCCUUCUGGGAGCUGAAAAUGGGCUUUUCACACCAGCCACAUACACUGCCCUUGGAGCCCGGGGGCUACGUAGACUUCCAGACAGAGAGCAGCACCCAGCACUGUCUGGUGACCUACAGACCCGAUAAGAGCCACCCCACCAUGCGAAGUGUGCUGAUGGAGCUGUCCUACAAGCUGGACAACACUGGAGAGCCAGUCUACUCCUGCCAGCCUGUGCAGACAUUCUUUGGGGGACCCACUUGCAAACUGUUGACCAAAAGUGCCCUUUUCCAGAGCCCAGAGAAUGGCAGCCUCCUGGUCUGUACUGGCGAUGAAGCAUCAAAUUGUGCCAUGCUGUGGAAUGCCAGCAGUGGCAGGUUACUUCAGGACCUGCAGAACGAUCAGCCUGUCUUGGACAUCUGCCCGUUUGAUAUGAACCAUAACAGCUACCUGGCCACCUUAACAGAGAAGACUGUCCACAUCUAUAAGUGGAAGUGACUUUCAGGCGUGCCGCUGGUUGGCCUUAAGAGUUGUUUGCUAGCACCAGGCAGGACUGCGCAAGAUCCCUACUUGGUGUCUGCAGACAAGAACUUGUGGUCCCUUUGGGUCUGGAUGGUUGUGAGACAGGUGCAUCUGCUGUAUCUGUUGUGAGGACAGUGACUCUUCUGUCUGUGUGAUUGCUUUCUCGUGUUAAAAGCCUUUGUAAAUCUUUGCUGGAAAUCUUUGUUUUCUGUCUGUUUUCUGCUGAACCCAGCGGAGUCCUCUCGGCAGUCGUUUAGAGUUUUUGAGUGUAAACCCAGUAUCCUUUGGGUGGUCUAACACCCACCACCUUUGUGAGCACCUUGUGGGGCUAAUUGCUACAUCCAAAGGGACCAGCCUUCUUGGCUGGAUGCUCUGCUGACUCAGAAGCGCCUGUCUUCUGCUGAACACUGGAGGGCACUGGAGAACCUUGUGCAGGGUGUGAUCUGUUUCUGAGCUCUGAGGCUUAUAACCUGUAGUGGCUGCCUCUUGUCUGCAGAAGUAUGUGGUGCUAUUCCAGCACCAUUGGCAGCUAAUGCUGUACGCACUAAGACUCACUGCAUUGUGGGAGCUAAGGAAAGCGACCAGCAGUUUGAAUGAUGGUGAGGGUUUUGGGUUUUUUUGUUUGUUUUUUUUUUUUUUGUCUAGCUUGCCCAGGAUCUCAGGAUUGGUUUUUAUCUAAGUUAGUGCUUUAAAAAAGACUGCUUUUUUCCCCGAUGCUAGGAAGAGAUGAGUAAUAUGUCAAACCUACUUGGCCAGGGAUCUAGGUCAGAGGCAUUAGUGCUUGACUGGCAAGUGCAAGAUCACUGGCAAGUGCAAGAUCGUGAGUUCAAUCCCCGGCAUCAAAGCUACUUGAGUCUCCCAUAAUAACAGAAAUCAGGAACAAAAACUAAGAAAGCUGAGCUGGAUGUGGGCAGCCAGAACUAUAGUGAGGCACCAUCUUAGAAAAACAGAAAACGGAGGCUGAAGAUUUAGCUCAGUGGCGUAAGCACCUGCCUGGCAAGCACAAGGUCACAAAAAAAUCAUGAGUUCGAUCCCUGAUACAAAAAAAAGAUGUUAAAGAACAGAAGGCCACUGUGGAGAUGGGAACAGGCUUUGUCUCUCCCAUUUUGGAAAAGUCCCUAACUAGAAUGAACCCUCUCUCUGAGGAGCUCUAGUUGAACUGUGUAUAACUCCUAGGUAAAGAUGUUCCCUGUUUUGAAACCGAUGUGUGUUUUCAAUUUCUGCCGACUCACCUCUCUAGCGUCUUGUGAGCAUUACUGGCUAGGUGGUGGUUCUCAGGAGGACACCUGUGCACACCUGUGUGGACGACAGGGAGGCACUACCAACUCUGCUUCCAGUCCUUGACUGAGACAUGAGGCGCUGCGCUUUUGUCAGGCAGAUGGAGCGUGCAGGCUGUGUUUGCUGCUUUACUGUGCUGGAUGGCCGCCGUCUGCAGCCCCACACUUCCGGUGUGGGCAGAUCAAUCAGUAUUCUUGGAAGCAGCACUGCUAACAGUGUGAUAUUUUAAAUAAUAUCAUCAAAGUUUGAGCCUUUUAUGAAACAGUGCUGACUUGUCAACUCCUUAACUGUUUCCAAAGUCGUCUUACCAGCAAGGAAUUAAGGUAAAGUUCCCCAGAGCUCCAAGUUCAAGGUCUUUCCAUGUUUUCCCUUUUUUGAAGAUACAUAGUUCAGGCUGGCCUUGAACUUAACUGUGGAGCCCUACCUGGCUUCAACUUUGUGAUGAUCUUCCUGCCUCAGCCUCCUGAGGGCUGGGAUUACAGGCAUGCACCACCAUGCCUGGCUCCCCUAGCUUCAAGUUCUGGCUAUGCCUUUUAAUGGAACCUUCUAUGUGAGAUAACUUUUUUGUUUUGUUAUGAAGAUAUCUCAAAAAGCUACAGCCUGGGAAGAGAUCCCUUUUUCAGGAGAUACUGUGAUCAUUAUGUUGAUGAGGUGUGGCUGCCCUGGCCUGGAGCCUCAGCAGCAGAAAGGGAUUUGUAUUAAGAAGCAGAAUUCUGGCUUCUACAAAUUGGCACAGAGGGUUUAGGUGUCAGCCUUUGUUGCCUCUUCUUUGGGCCCGGUCAGUGUUAGGAUUUGGCUGCCCUGAAGUACUCAGUGAUGCCCAUUGACUCCCCUGAGAAUAGCCUGGGGACUCCCUCCCAAAAGAGCUGGGUAAGUGUCAAGCCGUCAGGCAGUACAUCUGUCCGGGGUGGGGGCUGCCAGUAACUCAGGGCCUCAUGCAUGCUAUGCAUGCCCUGUGCCCCUGAGCUCAUCCCCUCUCCGACUUAUAUAUUUGGAAGCAAAUCUACUCACAGGGACCUCAUCACUGCCUCCAGCACUGUCUUCCAGGCGAGGGUUUGCAGCUGAGUAAACUCAUUGUGUGUUCUCACACCUGCUUUGAAAACAGGUCAGUAGGAUUUCCAUUUGUGUUCUGUGUUUGUCUUUUAAUGUUAAUAUGCAAAUAAAGAAUUUGCCACAUUUA